Messenger RNA from Humulus lupulus (European hop), 2494 nucleotides. RefSeq names its product urea-proton symporter DUR3. Gene Ontology annotation, cellular component: plasma membrane. The transcript is spliced from 9 exons. Gene Ontology annotation, biological process: urea transmembrane transport. The record is from RefSeq and is a predicted model, not a curated record. Bases 216 to 2345 code for a protein of 709 amino acids. Gene Ontology annotation, molecular function: urea transmembrane transporter activity. Lineage: Eukaryota; Viridiplantae; Streptophyta; Magnoliopsida; Rosales; Cannabaceae.
CAUGUUGUAGUGUAAAAAUCUAACACUGCCAUAGAAAACUUCUUAGUUUGACUCAUCACUUUGCGGUGGAAGUUCCUCAAGAAUUUUCAGUUUUUUUUACAUCAAAAAGAUGAAGAUCUUAAUGAAUUAACAAGAAAUACAAAUUGGGUUUUCACCAAAAUCAAGAGAAACAGUGGGAAAACGAAAACUUUGGUCAAGUGUAGUCUGAGUUUUCAAUGGCUACCUCCCAUUUGCAGUGUCCACCAUUUGGUUUCUCAGAGAAAUAUUACCAUGUUUCUGGGGAUGGAAGCUGUGUGAGGCAGACUAGUUUCUUUGAAGGCAAAGCUGUGCUCAAUCAAGGUGUUGGGUACUCUAUUAUUCUUGGUUUUGGUGCCUUCUUUGCUGUCUUCACUUCUUUUCUGGUGUGGCUUGAGAAGAGAUAUGUUGGUUCUCGUCAUACGUCAGAAUGGUUCAACACUGCAGGCAGAAAUGUUAAAACAGGACUUAUUGCUAGUGUGAUUGUAUCCCAGUGGACUUGGGCAGCAACAAUCUUACAAAGUUCAAAUGUAGCCUGGCAGUAUGGAGUUAGUGGGCCUUUCUGGUAUGCUAGUGGGGCUACAAUUCAGGUACUCUUGUUUGGUAUAAUGGCUAUAGAGAUUAAAAGAAAGGCUCCUCAUGCUCAUACUGUUUGUGAAAUAGUAAAAGCUCGAUGGGGAACUGCAGCACACAUUGUGUUUCUUACUUUCUGCUUUGUGACGAAUAUUAUUGUCACGGCCAUGCUGCUUCUCGGCGGUUCUGCUGUGGUAAAUGCACUCACAGGAGUAAACAUUUAUGCUGCUAGCUUCCUAAUACCUCUUGGAGUAAUUGUUUAUACUUUAGCUGGAGGAUUGAAAGCCACCUUCUUGGCAAGCUAUAUACAUUCAGUUAUAGUUCAUGUGGUUUUGGUCAUAUUUGUCUACCUUGUAUAUGUGACGAGCGGCGAGCUUGGUAGCCCGAGUGUCAUACACAGCCGUCUACUAGAGUUGGCUAGUAAAUCAAGAAUAUGUCAGCAACCAAUAUCUCAUCAUGGCCAAUCUUGUGGUCCUGUUACUGGAAAUUACAAAGGAUCAUAUUUAACAAUGUUGAGUUCUGGUGGUCUUGUCUUUGGAAUUAUCAACAUUGUUGGAAACUUUGGCACUGUUUUUGUUGAUAAUGGAUAUUGGGUGAGUGCCAUAGCAGCAAGGCCUUCUUCUACUCAUAAAGGCUACUUGUUAGGCGGGCUGGUUUGGUUUGCGGUUCCAUUCGCCUUAGCAACGUCACUUGGUUUGGGGGCUGUGGCCCUUGAUUUGCCAAUAUCACAAUCCGAAGCAAGCCAUGGAUUGGUUCCUCCAGCAACCGCCAUAGCUUUGAUGGGGAAGGGAGGUUCUGUUCUCCUACUUUCUAUGCUUUUCAUGGCUGUGACAUCUGCUGGUUCCUCCGAGCUAAUAGCGGUCUCAUCGCUAUGCACGUAUGAUAUCUAUCGUACAUACAUAAAUCCAGAAGCAAGUGGAAAGAAAAUACUCCAGGUCUCAAGGUAUGUCAUCUUUGCCUUCGGAUGUUUCAUGGGACUUCUUGCCGUGAUACUAAACAAGGCCGGAGUGUCACUUGGUUGGAUGUACCUGGCAAUGGGAGUGAUCAUUGGCUCAGCUGUUCUCCCCAUUGCUUUCUUGCUUCUGUGGAGAAAAGCAAAUGCAAUUGGAGCAAUCCUAGGAGCAACUACCGGUUGUGUUCUUGGGAUCAUAACAUGGCUCUCAGUCACAAAAAUCGAGUAUGGACGGGUAGAUCUUGACACAACUGGCCAAAAUGCACCAAUGCUUGCUGGAAACCUUGUCUCAAUACUCACUGGUGGAGCCAUUCAUGCUGUUUGCAGCUUUCUGUGGCCUCAAAACUAUGAUUGGGACACCACUAAGCAGAUCACAGUUGUUGAGAAGGAAAAGACUGAACUGCCAGGUGAAGAGUUCAAGGAGGAGAAGUUGGUAAAAGCAAAAGCAUGGAUAGUGAAAUGGGGGCUUGGAUUUACUGUUGUGAUUGUUAUAUUAUGGCCUCUUCUCACUCUCCCAGCAGGGCAAUUCAAUGUUGGAUACUUCACAUUCUGGGCAGUCAUUGCAGUUGCAUGGGGCACCAUUGGUUCGGCAGUGAUCAUUGCUUUGCCACUGAUAGAAAGUAGGGCAACCAUCAAAAGUGUCAUCUUGGGCAUGUUCACAAACGAUAGACUCAUCGAAAAGGUUGAUGAGCUGAACUCUAAGCUGCACUCUAUCAUUCUGGCUAUGCCAGAAGCAGAGAAGCUCUACCUGCUUGAAAAGGAGAAAGCUAAGAAGAAAGACGCAUUUGAGCAUCAUGAUGACUAAGCUGUCCCUAGUACCCGAAGAGCACUGUCCUUUGGAAACAUGUCAUGACUCGUGUCAUUUUUGUAAAUUAUUCUUUUUCUUUUUUUGGUAAAUGUAUUCAAGCACAAUCCAAACUCAAAAAAUCAACUCAAGUUUUCUUUUCUUGGCUA